AUGGAGACACCUCCAAAUUCCCAAUUCAGGACGUUUUCGUCCACGUCAAUCAAUUCAUCGGCCACCAAUAUCUCACGGGUACCCUCUGGUCCACUUCUACAACUAAAUCUGUCGAUGAACCGCUCGUCCAAUGCGGAAGACCAUAUGUUCUACAAAUGCAGCUACUUGUUGAAGGAGCUUUCUAAGAUUCCUGGAAUGGAGCCGUUCAUGACUGCGGCCAUUCUGGCGUCCGAGAAAUGUGCAGAGCAGCAAGCUUUGGCGCUUCUGCAGCAAUUGCAGCAAGGUGAUGGUAGUGGAGAUGGCUUUCGUGCUUCGGUAGGUUCUGGAGGCUUCUCCAUAUACCUGGAUCACUCAGGAGCAUCUCAUUCCAACCAUCUACCCCUCACCAAUAGCAUUUUCACAUUUACGGCAGGUGUACUUCCUGCCAACCUAAGUCUGGACCCCGCAACACAGUUGUGGAAGCUUUUCCAACAAGGUGCUCCGCUUUGCCUAUUGUUCAACACUAUCGAGCCAGAACAUCCGAUUGCUAUCACAGAAAGCGAUGAUUUGCGUAUGUGUAAGAAGGCCGUAUACGAUUUCUUGAUCGCUGUCAAGACCUACUUGAAUUUUGACGAUGAAUUCAUGUUCACCAUCUCAAAUGUAUUUUCUGAGAAUACUCAUGAUUUGUUGAAGAUUGUGAAAGUGGUAACGAAACUAGUUGAAAUGGCAAACAAGUCCAACCUCUCAGAGACUAAUCCUCUCGACGACGUCACUUCUGACAUUGCUAACAUCAAAAUAACCGACGAACGCUCGAAGGUGUUUCGAGAGCUCAUCCAAACAGAGAGAAAGUAUAUACUGGAUUUGGAGUUACUCAUGGAGUAUAAAGCGGAAUUGGAGAACUCAGACGCUCUCUCUAGCGAACAGUUGCAUGUGCUAUUCCCAAACCUUAGCGAUAUUGUGGAUUUCCAUAGAAGAUUGCUAACUGGACUCGAGUGCAACAUCGAAGUUCCCACGAAGUACCAACGUAUAGGGUCCGUCUUCAUCCAUGCAUCUAACGGACCUUUCAGAGCAUAUGAACCGUGGACGAUUGGACAGGUUUCCGCAAUUGAGCUAAUUAACAAGGAGGCUAGCAAUUUGAGAAAAUCCUCGACGCUUUUGGACCCAGGAUUUGAAUUACAGUCAUACAUUAUCAAACCAAUCCAGCGUCUUUGCAAGUAUCCUUUGUUAUUGAAAGAACUCAUCAAGACGUACUCAGACUCUAUUGAUUCAGUUUGCUAUAAUGAGUUGCUAAUGGCAAGUGCUGCGAUGAAGGAUGUCGCAAACCAAGUCAAUGAAGCUCAGAGAAGAUCUGAAAACAUUGGUUACUUGCAAAACCUUGUAGAAAGAGUCAAGAAUUGGCGUGGUUUCAACUUACGCGAGCAAGGAGAUCUAAUGUAUCAUAGUGUUGUCGGAGUCAAGGAUGGAGAGGCUGAGAAGGAGUAUGUUGCAUAUUUGUUUGAGAAGAUUAUAUUUUUCUUUGUUGAGAACACCAACAAUGAUCCAAAGCACAAGGAAAAGAAAAAGAGAGAAAUUUUAACCUCCAGAAAGAAGUCCACAAGUAGUGCGUCGAGUUCUACGGCGAACUUAUUAGAGAGUCUUAGUGGUGGAAAGGAGAAGACGACCUUAGAGUUACGUGGCAGAGUUUACAUUUCUGAGAUAUACAAUAUCUCGUCGUCUAAUUUCCUGGGAUAUACGUUGGUUAUUUCGUGGUCUGGUAAGAAGGAGAGCGGGUCUUUCACUUUGCGUUUCAAGACUGAAGAGCCAAGAAAUCAAUGGGAAUCUUGCUUGAGGCACUUGAAGACAAAUGAAAUGAAUAGCCAGAUUCAUCGUCGCAUUCGGGACUCUCGCGGGUCCAUGGGCACCUAUGAAUCCUAUGAUGUAACUGCAGUGUAUGCGGACGGCUCUCCGGUUUCGCAGCAAGUUACGAGUACCACAGAGUCGCCGCUCCGGUCCUCCCCUUCAAACCAACGCCAUAAUUCGUCAUCAUCUACCUUCAGUUUAUUGAAGUUUGGGAAGCACAAGAGUGACGGUGCCACCAAUGGUUCAAGGCGAGUUUCUAAUUCCUCUUUGAACAAUGGUCAAUCUGAUACGUCAACUUCAUCAGCUGGGCUGCGGAACCCAAAUUUUAUCCAGAUUAAGCUCAUCUACAAUAAAGUUGAAAUUGGUGAGUGGUUGGGAGUGAAUUCGUCAACUCUGUUUGGUGAGUUGCAGCAGAAAAUCUCCCGACACAUUUCAAUGUGUAGUGAGGUUCGCACCGACAUUGUUAUUAACAAACUCAAGUACAAAGAUGAGGAUGGUGACUUCGUUGUGAUGGACUCUGCCGAUGAUUGGACGUUGGCCUUGGAGAUGGCGGACGAAAUUCGUGAGUUCGACGAAGACAAAAGCUUGACAAUCUGGGUAUCUUAA
Messenger RNA from Sungouiella intermedia, 2424 nucleotides. NCBI's taxonomy places the organism in Eukaryota, Fungi, Ascomycota, Pichiomycetes, Serinales, Metschnikowiaceae. The record is from the annotation of a GenBank genome assembly.